This is a messenger RNA of Tripterygium wilfordii, 916 nucleotides long. RefSeq lists its product as uncharacterized. Lineage: Eukaryota; Viridiplantae; Streptophyta; Magnoliopsida; Celastrales; Celastraceae. The transcript is spliced from 3 exons. The record is from RefSeq and is a predicted model, not a curated record. The coding region runs from base 287 to 523 and encodes 78 amino acids.
UGUUAGUGGGCAUUUUAUACGCUUCAUUUUUAAAAAGAAAAACAAACUAGCCGUUAGUUUGCCCGACGAGCCCGAGGCGGGCCGGGUUGGUGGGCUGAAAACCCCUGCCCAGCCCUGAAGGGUCAAUGGGACGGGCGGCGGGCCGUUCCGGACUAACGCCAUAAACCCUAACCUCCGACACCUCUCUAUAUAUGACGACAGGAUAGAAAGGGAUUGUCAGAAGUUUCAAAGAGCAAGACUUGGUGCCCUAAUCAGCUCGAGAGAUUCAAUUUGUCACUGUUUCGGCAUGGCAGCAAAGAUCACAGCUGCUGUAGUUGGAUCAUUUGUAAUUGCAUAUGCAGUUGACCGAGUUAUUGCAGACGAGAAGCUAUUUGGAGGCACCACCCCAAAAACUGUUUCUGACGAAUGGUGGGAAGAGACUCAGAAGAAAUUCCAGGCAUGGCCUCGAACUGCCGGGCCACCAGUGGCCAUGAAUCCCAUUAGUCGACAGAAUUUUAUUGUCAAGGCACGCACAGAAGCUUGAAGAGCAGUUUGAUCCUGUUCGCUGUUGGUUUCAUUUCUUUUACUAUUCCCAUUCAUGUGUUUAAUACCAAAUAAUGUGUACUGGCUGAGACUUGAUACUUAGAAGAUACGGCCAGUCUUAGUUCAGAUGAUGAAUUAUACAUCUGUGCUAGUCUUAUUUGUGUAGCGCUUUCUUGGCAUGCAUUCUGUUUGGUUGUUCUCUUAAGGAAGUUUCAAUCAUGAUAUUCGUGGAAAAUGGAAUUACAGAGGGAAAAAAUAAAUAAAUAUUAAAGAAUUGGGAAGUAUCAUCAUUGAAACAAAUAACGUGAAUCUCCAAUAUUAUCAUGUUCUAUUACAUAUGAAUAAUUUUGGGAAAAAAUGAAAAAGAAAAUGCCUCCAAUAAACUUUUUUUUUU